Messenger RNA from Lactuca saligna, 1068 nucleotides. NCBI's taxonomy places the organism in Eukaryota, Viridiplantae, Streptophyta, Magnoliopsida, Asterales, Asteraceae. The record is from the annotation of a GenBank genome assembly.
AUGGAAAACUCAAGCUAUAGCUCUAAUCCACACGUCACAUUGGAAGUCAGAGAAGAAAACCCAUACAUAAACCCAUACCCAUACCCAUACCCAUCCCAUGUUUGUGCCCACGAUUUUCUUUCCUUGAAGCUGAGUGAUAGGGAUGAGUAUGGUAUUUGGAAAACACAGAUGCUAUGUCUGUUAGAGAGUCAUGAUAUGCUUGGUUUCAUUGAUGGAACACUCGUAAGCCCUUAUGAAGCCAGUAGUAGUAGUAGUAGUGUUUUUGGGAAGGAGAAAGUGGUUGACUAUCAGCCUCAUCACAAGCUGUGGAGAAGAUCUGAUGCCCUUGUGAAGGGUUGGAUUCUUGGUUCCCUCUCUAAAGAAACACUUGGGUAUGUUCUGGAACAUCUCACAGGAAAACUUCAUCAAGAAGAUUUCAGUGCAAAAGAUGUUUGGGAUGAACUGCAGACUAUGUACCGUGUUGCUGUUCUUCCACAACUUCCUCCUUUUGGUGAAGAUACACUACAAGAUCAAGACAGAGCAAAGGAUCUCGAGAGAUUAUACGGUUAUACUCAAAAAGCUAAUUGGAAUGGGGUGGAAGAGAUAUUGAGGCAGGAAAGGGUUACAGUGAUGGACAAAAUCACGAAUAAUGGAAACACCACGCUCCAUGUAGCAGUCGGCACUUCCAAGGACGGGAAAUUCUUUGAGAAAUUGUUGGAAAGAAUACCGCAGAAGACACAGAAGAAAAGGGGUACAGUGGAAACAGGAGAUGGAGCAGGUGAAGCCGGAGCAGGAGCCGGAGAUGUUGGUUCUGGUUUGUUGGGAAUGACCGGUGGAUCCGAGGCCACAGUGGGAACAGUAGGUGGCGUAACAGGAAGCGUUGAUAAUGGUGGAGAUAUCCUCGGAAUGGCAGGUGAGCUGCUGACACAUCUAUUGGAUGUGACAAAUUCAGAUGGAAGCACGCUGCUUCAUGUCGCUGCCAUUAUUGGCAACACUAAAGCUGCUGACAUCUUGGUGAGAAUAAACCCAGAUUUGUUGUUGGCCAAGGAUAAGGAGGGUCAGAACACCACUGGCCUUGGCUCUUUCUAA